GUCUUGUUACAGUCACCAGUUACUCGCUACUACUGCUGAGAAGUGACUGGUGACCCACAAUCAAUCGCUCUGACCCGCUGUGACCUCACCACCAUCACCGCCGCCCGCCAGAUGACCUUGACCCAGUAACACAAGAGCCAAGCGGUCUAUGGGCAGCUUGGCGGAGGGCACGGCGGCCAGGGUGGCGGCCGGCAUGCCCUCCUGUGACUACAAGCCGUCACCGUACAAGGGCCUUUCCUAUGAUGAAAUGAGGAGGGUGAGGCGUGACAAUCUGAGCCCAAGUCUCAGCACCUACUAUAGUGAGCCACUGCUGAUCCACGAGGGACACAUGCAAUGGCUCUUUGAUCACACGGGGCGACGGUUCCUGGACUUGUUCGGCGGCAUUGUCACCGUGAGCCUCGGCCACUGCCACCCGAAGGUGAGGGAGGCAGCCGAGGAGCAGAUGAGGAAGUUAUGGCACACCACCAACAUCUACAUGCACCCCAAGAUACAUGAGUAUGCUGAACGCCUCACACAGACCCUGCCAGGAGACCUCAAGGUGGUAUACUUUGUGAACAGCGGGUCUGAGGCGAAUGACCUUGCUAUGAUGAUGGCGCGGUUGUACACCCAGGCCUUCGACAUAGUGGCACUGAGGAACGCCUACCAUGGGGCCUCGCCAUACACUGCAGGGCUCACUGCACACAGCACAUGGAAGUUCCCCUUUGCUAAUGGCUUUGGGAUCCACAAUGCGGCCAAUCCCGAUCCUUACCUCGGGCUAUGGGGGGGCCAUCGUGACUCUGUAGUUCAGUCGGUGCGGGCGGGGGAGAGCCAGCUGUUGGAGGGGGGGGAGUGUUCCUCAGCACAGAAGUACGUGGACCAGCUGGAGGAGGUGCUGACCUACUCCAUCCCUCGUGGCAGGCUGGCGGCCUUCUUCGCUGAGUCAAUACAGGGAGUGGGUGGCACCGUGCAGUACCCUCUCGGCUACCUCAAGAAGGCAGCUGCUGAAUGCAAGCAUGGCGGACUUUGCGUGUCGGACGAGGUCCAGACUGGCUUUGGCCGCACUGGGGAUCAUUUCUGGGGCUUCGAGUGCCAUGGAGUCGUACCGGACAUAGUCACCAUGGCCAAGGGCAUCGGCAAUGGCUUCCCGUUAGCGGCUGUCGUCACCACCCCAACCGUUGCCUCCACCAUGUCCAAGGCGCUCCAUUUCAACACCUAUGGCGGCAAUCCGAUCGCUUCCGCCGUGGGAAUUUCUGUCCUGGACACAAUGGACGAGGACCAGACCCAGCGGAACUGCCAGGAGCUUGGACCUUACUUCCUGAGCAGACUGGCAGCACUGAGGGCCAGGUACCCCAUCAUAGGAGACGUGCGGGGGAAGGGACUGAUGCUCGGGGUGGAACUGGUGGAGGACAAGGAGACGCGGAAGCCACUCCACGCAGAGCGGAUCAUGGAAGUGUGGAACGGACUGAAAGAUUGUGGCGUGCUGGUCGGGCGUGGAGGACACUAUGGCCAGGUCCUCCGUAUCAAGCCUCCAAUGUGCAUUACCAAAGAGGACAUUGACUUCACCAUUGAGGCUUUCCAAGAGGUGCUGGGACAAGUGUGUGAGUAGUGACGCUUUUUCUCUCUCGCACUGUCUCUCUCUGUGUCUAUCUCUCUCUGCGUCUCUGCCUUCUUGCUUAUUGUCAACUCACUCCUGUUAACCUGUUGUCUCAUUUUCUAGGGAGAGGAAGUGUAAGUCGAGGUGGCUGAACUAAAAGGUUUUAUUAGUAUAUCACCGACACUGUUUUUUAUCACAGGUGGAUAAUAAUGUCUAGCCGUUAAGGAAACAUUAUGAGAGUGAACUGUGAAAAAAAAAUUAUUGAUUGUGUAAGUUUCUAAUAAAAUACCGAGGAAAAAUC
This is a messenger RNA of Eriocheir sinensis (Chinese mitten crab), 1874 nucleotides long. Its product is annotated as alanine--glyoxylate aminotransferase 2, mitochondrial-like. The record is from RefSeq and is a predicted model, not a curated record. Gene Ontology annotation, biological process: glyoxylate catabolic process. Gene Ontology annotation, cellular component: mitochondrion. Gene Ontology annotation, molecular function: pyridoxal phosphate binding; L-alanine:glyoxylate transaminase activity. NCBI's taxonomy places the organism in Eukaryota, Metazoa, Arthropoda, Malacostraca, Decapoda, Varunidae.